AUGGGCAGCGACUACUACGAGACGCUGGAAAUAAACAGAAAUGCAACAUCGGCAGAUAUCAAACAGGCAUAUCGACGUCUCGCAUUGAAGUUUCACCCGAGCAGCAACAAAGAAAAAGGAAGCGACGAGAAAUUCACUCAGCUGGGUGAAGCCUACGAUGUUCUGAGCGACCCUCGAAAAAAGGCAACCUAUGAUAAGUUUGGUGAGGAGGGUCUAAAAGGCGGUAUCCCACCUGAGUUUGGCAGCAGUGGGGCCUGGUCAUCUAAAUAUGCCUACCAUGGGAAGCCAGACAAAACAUUCAGACAAUUCUUUGGAGGCGACAAUCCAUUUGCAGACUUCUAUACAAAUGAUGCACCACUUCAGUUUGGUGGCCUGCAACCACAACUAGCGAAGACACAGGACUCUCACAUAGAGAGAGACCUUCACUUGUCCCUGAAUGAUCUCUUCCACGGAUGCACAAAAAAGAUUAAGAUAUCUCGCAGGGUUAUGAAUGAAGAUGGACACACAUCAAGUAUCAAAGACAAGAUCCUGACUAUAGAUGUGAGGCCUGGAUGGAAAGAAGGCACACGAAUCAUUUUCUCUAAAGAGGGAGAUCAGGGGCCAAACAGCAUCCCUGCAGAUAUUGUGUUCAUAGUGCGACAGAAGAGUCAUCCUCUGUAUGUUAGACAACUCAAUGACCUGAUCUACAAGGUGCCGAUCUCUCUGGAGAUGGCCUUGACUGGUUUCUCUGUGGAUGUGGAGACACUUGAUGGGAGGCUGCUCAGUGUUCCCAUCAACGACAUUGUGCACCCUGCCUACAAAAAAGUGGUGACUGGAGAGGGAAUGCCGCUGUCCCGGGACCCUUCCCAGAGAGGAAACCUCAUCAUCACUUUCGACAUCCAGUUUCCAGAGAAGCUCUCCGCUGAGAGGAAGCAUCAGAUCAAGCAAGCUCUCACUUAUAAAGACUGAUGCAUGUGUUGCUAUCCUAUGACUAACGAUUAAUGUGGUUACAUUUCUGUCGGUAGCAGCACAGUUUGUGUAACUUUACUUUGAGUUGAAAUAUACACUUUUGGCAGAAAUUUGUAAACAACACAGCUGUGAUAGAAAUCAGCCUUCGACAGACAGCAAUGGUUACAGUACAGUUGUGCGGUUGUGAUUCGCUGCCAUCAUGGCACGUUUCAGCUGCUCGUAGGUUACAAACAUCACCACGUUCCAGGAGCCCAGGCGUAAGAAAGAUGGCAUGAACCUCAAGAGCAAAAAACAAAAAAAAAACCAACAUGAUUGAUUGCACUCCGUCCAUAUGAAUAGCUUUUUUUAUGUUUAGUUUACAGCUGCUGGUCUCCUCCUCCUGCUCUAUAAAUGUUUGAUUUAUAUCCUCAGUCAUUUCAAUAUUGCCCAUGCAGUCAAUGCUUACCCCUUAUAAAAGGCAAGCGGUCCCUCUUUGGUCAUCAUGGCAGCAGCACAAUUGAGGACACUGCUGUACUGGCCAAGAGGAGCGUUCAUAUAUCUUGUCUUGACCACAUCAACAGGAGAGGCAAUCACAGUUGUGCAUAAUCCUGCACCAAAGGCUGAUACAAAGUGGCAAGGCAGGUUAUCUGUGGAGGAAAGGCUCAAAGUUACAGCUCCAUAGAGAUCGUGUCUCUGCACCAUGUUGUUCUGCAGCCAUUGUUUUACCUG
Messenger RNA from Chelmon rostratus (copperband butterflyfish), 1656 nucleotides. It is a transcript of the gene dnajb13, whose product is annotated as DnaJ heat shock protein family (Hsp40) member B13. NCBI's taxonomy places the organism in Eukaryota, Metazoa, Chordata, Actinopteri, Chaetodontiformes, Chaetodontidae. Gene Ontology annotation, molecular function: protein-folding chaperone binding. The record is from RefSeq and is a predicted model, not a curated record. The coding region runs from base 1 to 948 and encodes 315 amino acids. The transcript has 8 exons. Gene Ontology annotation, cellular component: cytosol.